GCUUCUGUGAAGCGGUGCGUUUAUGGUGGCGCACACAACACGUAACAGCUGUAGACGAAUGCGGUCGCUAUGCGCCACAGCUCUGCAGCAGAAAUUUGGGCUUAGUAGGACUGUUUCUUGGCAGUGUAAUGAAUUUCUUCAGGAACCGCUUGGUAGUUCUAUGUUUGGUGCUUCUUGGCACAUUACUACUGUACCUGCUUCUGCCUGCCAUCCGUCAAGGCAGCAUGGAGCCAUUUCUAAAUGUCCAGAGGAUGGGGCUUGCCGGAGGAUCUCUUGCACCAUCGGCUAACAUCACUGUCCAUGCCCGACAGCUAUCUGGAGACCUGCCACUCUUCUUUCGAGAGACAGUGCCUAGCGAUGGGACGGGCAGGUUGCAAGUACUGUUGCUGCAUGGGCAAUCUUUUACUUCAAAGAACUGGGAAGAUCUAGGAACCUUGAAUCUAUUAGCUCUUCAAGGCUUUCGUGCUUUGGCCUUGGAUCUGCCAGGAUUUGGAAACUCUCCAUAUCUAGACACAGUGAAAACUGAUGAAAAUCGAGCAGAAAUGCUAUUGCAAUUUAUGGAGAAGCUGGAUGUAAAAGAGCCAGUUGUGGUUAGUCCUUCAAUGAGUGGCCGCUUUUCCUUGCCCCUCCUGAGCCUGCAUAGUUCCCGUCUUAAGGGCUACAUUCCCAUUGCACCUGUGGGCACCAAGGCUUAUAGCGUUGAGCAGUACAAGAGAAUACAGACACCAACUUUAAUUGUUUAUGGUGAGAUGGAUAGUAAUUUGGGAGCACAAUCCCUGGACAGCCUGAGCAAUCUCCCACAACACUCAGUGGCAAAGAUUAAGGGAGCCAAGCACGCCUGCUAUUUGGACAAGCCAAAAGAGUUUCAUCAGGCUCUGCUGGACUUUCUGAACAAACUUCGUUGAGAUUCAUGUCAACUGGGGUGUGUGGUGUGAGAUGGUGUUUGUGCUACAGAUGUUCAUGCAAGUUUAGUGUUCUUCUGGAUCCUUCCUUUAGUGGCUAUAGAGUAAGCACUCUGUAGAAGUACCUUCUGUAAAGAUGAUCUCAGGUAGCUGGGGCCUCUGAACUUCACAAAGACAGUGCCGUAAACCAGAGCUGCUCCUUGAUCCAUAGCAGCAGUCAGGCUAACAUGACUGUAUGGGGCUUAUUGUGCUUCUCAAAACUCUGGUAGUGAUGUCAUUGCCACUAUUAUGGAAGUCCCAACACUAACUCAGUUUUUUGUUUUCAAUUGUGUUGCAUGGAAGUACAGUGACAGUCAAAUAAAACGAUUGUCUUGACAGCAAAGUGUGGUACUGCAAAACAGAAAAAGAUUGAAGAAUCACCAUUGGGGAUGAUCACUCAAGUUUAGGGGAACCACACGUGCAGUGUUUUUCUGUGCAAUGCACUACAAAUGUAUUCUUUUUUGCUCAAGGUAUGGGGAAGGAGUAACUGGUGAAAAUGUAACUAAAGCAAAUAACCAGCUGCGGAAAAGCUGUUAACAUACAUAAAUAUAUGUUUGAGCUCAUGAAACAUGGCUUCCAGUGUAAGGCUGUGAAUAAGUGGUAUGCUGUCUGUGUAUGUUGUAAAGUUAUGUGGAGUGCAGUAAAACAA
Erpetoichthys calabaricus (reedfish) is the source of this 1590-nucleotide messenger RNA. RefSeq names its product abhydrolase domain containing 14A (gene abhd14a). Gene Ontology annotation, cellular component: cytoplasm. The coding region runs from base 129 to 905 and encodes 258 amino acids. The transcript has 5 exons. Lineage: Eukaryota; Metazoa; Chordata; Cladistia; Polypteriformes; Polypteridae. The record is from RefSeq and is a predicted model, not a curated record.